AUGAGCGAUCGCUUCGAUUGUAAGAACUGCAAGGAGUCCCUGUACGGACGCAAGUACAUCCAAGCGGAGGAUAAUCCGCACUGCAUCCCGUGUUAUGAUCGUCUUUAUGCUAAUACUUGCCAGGAAUGCAAAGAAAUCAUCAAUCAUAAUGCAAAAGAGCUGUUUUACGACAACCGAUACUACCACGAACACUGCUUCCGCUGCAUGCGUUGCGAGCGCUCGCUGGCCGACGAGCCCUUCACCAGCCAGGAUGAUGCGCUGGUGUGCAGCGAAUGCUACGGCAACGAAUUCUCCUCCAAGUGUGUAGUCUGCGAUAAGAAGGUUCUGCCCGGAUCCAAAUUGUUGGAGUACGGCGGCUCCACGUGGCACGAGGACUGUUUCAUGUGUCACGGCUGCGAGAAGCCCAUCGGCGCCGAGGCCUUUAUCCCAGACAAAAACAAUUACUACUGCGUGCCGUGCUACGAGGGAAGACUCGCUCCCCGCUGCAGGCACUGCAACAAGGCUCUGACUAAAGGAGGGGUGACCUACCGGGACGAGGUGUGGCACAAAGAAUGCUUCCUCUGCUCGGGAUGCAAAAGCCCUUUGGCUGGCCAACCGUUCACCUCGGAGGGGGAAAAACCUUACUGCGUCAAGUGCUUCAGCAGCCUCUACGCCAAAAAAUGCGCCGGCUGCAACACGGCCAUCACAGGCUUCGGAGACGGCAAAUACGUGUCUUUUGAGGAGCGACAGUGGCACCAGCCGUGUUUCAAGUGCUCCCGAUGCUCCGUGUCGUUGGUGGGAUCUGGAUUUUUUCCGGACCGAGAGCAGAUUUUGUGUAAAGACUGCAACAGCGACGACUGA
Nerophis lumbriciformis (worm pipefish) is the source of this 840-nucleotide messenger RNA. Lineage: Eukaryota; Metazoa; Chordata; Actinopteri; Syngnathiformes; Syngnathidae. The record is from RefSeq and is a predicted model, not a curated record.